Messenger RNA from Mesitornis unicolor (brown roatelo), 858 nucleotides. Its product is annotated as zinc finger protein 154-like. Gene Ontology annotation, cellular component: PcG protein complex; transcription regulator complex. The record is from RefSeq and is a predicted model, not a curated record. Lineage: Eukaryota; Metazoa; Chordata; Aves; Mesitornithiformes; Mesitornithidae. Gene Ontology annotation, biological process: regulation of transcription by RNA polymerase II. Gene Ontology annotation, molecular function: RNA polymerase II cis-regulatory region sequence-specific DNA binding; DNA-binding transcription factor activity, RNA polymerase II-specific. The transcript has a single exon. The annotation marks the transcript as partial.
CAGACCUACCCCAAUGACCGACUCUACACCUGCAGCCAAUGUGAGAAGAGCUCCAGACUCAGCUCCAAAUUGGUCGAGCACAUCCGGACCCACAGCAAGGAGAAGCCCUACAAGUGCCCCGAGUGCGGCAAGUCCGUCAGGAACAAGGGCAGCCUGGUCCAGCACCAGAAGACUCACGGUUGUAGAAAACCCCUCCAGUGCAAAGAGUGUGGGAAGACUUUUAAAAAAAAGAACUUUCUGAUCCAGCACCAGCGGAUCCACAGCGGUGAGCGGCCCUACAAGUGUGGGGAGUGCGGGAAGAGCUUUGCAGAUAGCUCCAGCUUGAUCAGACACCAGCGGAUACACAGUGGUGAGAGGCCCUACAAGUGUGGGGAGUGCGGGAAGAGCUUUGCAGAUAGCUCCAGCUUGAUCAGACACCAGCGGAUACACAGUGGUGAGAGGCCCUACAAGUGUGGGGAGUGCGGGAAGAGCUUUGCAGAUAGCUCCAGCUUGAUCAGACACCAGCGGAUACACAGUGGUGAGAGGCCCUACAAGUGUGGGGAGUGCGGGAAGAGCUUUGCAGAUAGCUCCAGCUUGAUCAGACACCAGCGGAUACACAGUGGUGAGAGGCCCUACAAGUGUGGGGAGUGCGGGAAGAGCUUUGCAGAUAGCUCCAGCUUGAUCAGACACCAGCGGAUACACAGUGGUGAGAGGCCCUACAAGUGUGGGGAGUGCGGGAAGAGCUUUGCAGAUAGCUCCAGCUUGAUCAGACACCAGCGGAUACACAGUGGUGAGAGGCCCUACAAGUGUGGGGAGUGCGGGAAGAGCUUUGCAGAUAGCUCCAGCUUGAUCAGACACCAGCGGAUACACAGUGGUGAG